UAUUCAAGAGAUACAACUCCAUUUUCCUUUAUACAUUUGCUGCAUAUAUAUUACUAUUUGCACGUGAUUUCCUUAAAUACAUUGUACAUGUCUGAACUGAUUUCCACCUCAAAGGAACUAAUUUCAUCGAUGGCGAAAAGGCUCGAAGGCAAGGUGGCUGUUAUUACCGGCGGCGCCAGUGGCAUUGGAGAAUACACAGCGAGGCUUUUCGUUCAACAUGGUGCUAAGGUCGUUAUCGCCGAUGUACAAGACGAACUAGGCCAGACUGCCUGCCGGGACAUAGGAUCUUCCGAAGUCAUCUCCUACGUACACUGCGACGUGACUAAUGAAACUGAUGUCGAAAACGUGGUCAACACCGCUGUGUCCAAAUACGGCAAGCUCGACAUAAUGUUUUCCAAUGCCGGUGUUCCAGGCAACAACGACCCCAGGAUUCUGGCAACGGAUUACGAAGACCUGAGAAGGGUGUUUGAUGUUAACGUUUUUGGAGGGUUUCUGUGCGCUAAGCAUGCUGCAAGAGUGAUGAUUCCGGCGAAGAGAGGGAGUAUUGUUUUCACUUCGAGUGUGGCAUCGGUGACUCACGGAGUAGUGCCGCAUGCUUAUGUUGCAUCCAAACACGCCGUUGUUGGGCUGACGAAGAAUUUGUGCAUUGAGUUGGGGGAGUAUGGGAUUCGAGUGAACUGUGUUUCUCCGUUUGGGGUGGCGACACCGAUGUUGAUGAGGACUGUGGAACUGGAUGAGAAGGCUAAGGUUGAGGAGCUUGUUUCUGGGAUUGCUAACUUGAAAGGGGAGAAAAUGGAGGCAGUUGAUGUGGCUGAGGCUGUAAUUUUUCUGUCAAGCGACGAGGGAAAGUAUGUUAGUGGGCAGAAUUUAGUGAUUGAUGGAGGUUAUAGUUUGACCAAUAUUGCUCUGCGUGAAGGGAUCAGGAAACUGAGGAGUUCUUGAAUUGUUGUUGGCUUCGAACUUGGAAGUGUUCAUGUGUUUUAAGAAGUCUUUGUUGUGUUUGAUGUUUGCUUCUUUGUUUAUGUAAUAAUAACAUUGCUGAUGUCAUUCUAUCGAUUUCAAAUCCUCAGUAAUAAAUUCUUUGGACUUGUUUGAAUAA
Messenger RNA from Sesamum indicum (sesame), 1099 nucleotides. RefSeq names its product short chain aldehyde dehydrogenase 1. NCBI's taxonomy places the organism in Eukaryota, Viridiplantae, Streptophyta, Magnoliopsida, Lamiales, Pedaliaceae. The record is from RefSeq and is a predicted model, not a curated record. Gene Ontology annotation, molecular function: oxidoreductase activity, acting on the CH-OH group of donors, NAD or NADP as acceptor.